Messenger RNA from Lagenorhynchus albirostris (white-beaked dolphin), 2432 nucleotides. It is a transcript of the gene DECR1, whose product is annotated as 2,4-dienoyl-CoA reductase 1. The coding region runs from base 29 to 1060 and encodes 343 amino acids. The transcript is spliced from 10 exons. Gene Ontology annotation, cellular component: mitochondrion. The record is from RefSeq and is a predicted model, not a curated record. Gene Ontology annotation, biological process: fatty acid beta-oxidation. NCBI's taxonomy places the organism in Eukaryota, Metazoa, Chordata, Mammalia, Artiodactyla, Delphinidae. Gene Ontology annotation, molecular function: 2,4-dienoyl-CoA reductase (NADPH) activity.
UUUCCGGCCAGAAGUUGGGAGGCUCUACAUGGCGCUGCUAAGCCGUGUCCUCUUUGUUUGGGGCCGCGGUCCUCGGCGGUUUUUUAGGUAUGGAACAAAAAUAUUAUAUCAAAACAAUGAAGGUUUUCAGUCUAAAUUCUUUCCACCCUUUCAAAAAGUGAUGCUACCACCAAAUAGUUUUCAAGGAAAAGUAGCAUUCAUUACUGGGGGAGGUACUGGCCUUGGUAAAGGAAUGACAACUCAUCUGUCCAGCCUAGGUGCGCAGUGUGUGAUAGCCAGCCGAAAAAUUGAUGUUCUGAAAGCAACUGCAGAACAAAUAUCUUCUCAAACUGGAAAUAAGGUUCAUGCAAUUCAGUGUGAUGUGAGGGAUCCUGGUAUGGUGCAAAGCACUGUGUCAGAGCUGAUCAAAGUCGUAGGACAUCCUGAUAUUGUGAUAAACAAUGCAGCAGGGAAUUUUAUUUCUCCCACUGAAAGACUGUCUCCUAAUGCUUGGAAGACCAUAACUGACAUAGUUCUAAAUGGCACAGCCUUUGUGACACUAGAAAUUGGAAAGCAACUAAUCAAAGCACAGAAAGGAGCAUCGUUUCUUGCUAUUACAACCAUCUAUGCUGAGACUGGGUCAGGUUUUGUAGUACCAAGUGCUUCUGCCAAAGCAGGAGUGGAGGCCAUGAACAAGUCUCUUGCAGCUGAAUGGGGUAAAUAUGGAAUGAGAUUCAACGUGAUUCAACCGGGGCCUAUAAAAACCAAAGGUGCCUUUAGCCGUCUUGACCCAACUGGAGCUUUUGAAAAAGAAGUGAUUGACAGAAUUCCCUGUGGUCGGCUAGGAACUGUGGAAGAACUUGCAAAUCUUGCUGCUUUCCUUUGUAGUGAUUAUGCUUCUUGGAUUAAUGGAGCUGUAAUUCGAUUUGAUGGUGGUGAGGAAGUACUUAUUUCAGGGGAAUUCAACAGUCUGAGGAAGGUAAUGCCAUUUUGUCACCAGGGAGCAGUGGGACACAAUAGAAGGACUCAUCAGGAAGACGAAAGGCUCCUAAGACUACUCUGGCCUUCAUCUUGGUUAUAAUGGAAAUUAUACAAACUGUCUAUAAUCUUUUGAAUAUUUUCAAGUCUAAUAAAUUGUUACUUAGCAAACAUUGAGCGUGUAUUAUGUGCUAGGCCAAUGGUAGGUAGAUCUUGUAUAUUAAAAGAUAAAUAAGAUGGGCUGUUGUUCCUUUAAAGAAUUUUUUAAAAAUAAAAAGAGGAAAGUGAGUGAAGGCUUUUGAUAGAGGUGAAACGAGACUGGAAGUGCAGAGAAAGGAACAGAUAUUUGUAACCUGGAAAAAUCAGGAGAAACUUAAUGGUGAAAGUAGUAUUUGAAUUAUAUAUUAAAACUAUGUCUUUGGUGAUGGUGCCUAAAAGAAAGUAGAGGAUUUACAGUAAAUCUAAUGGACUCUGUCUUUUCAGUGUAUUUCCUUUUUAUUGGACUUAUGAAUUGUCUUCUUUGGAUAGCUCAGUAUUAAUUUAAAUAAGUUCUUGCCAGGACCUAUUUUGUAGCCAGACAUUUUAUUUGGUACUGAGAAUAAAACAUGAAUAAUCUAUAGCCUUUGCCCUCUUAAAACUCAUUAUCUAGCAGGAUAGAUAGACCUGUAAAUAAUUAUUUAUGAUUCAUUGUGAUAAAUAUUCCAGCAAUGUUAAAGUGUGGAGGGGGAAGUAAUUCAAUCUGUCUCCAGAGUUUACAGAAAGUGACACCUAGGAGACAGCAUUCCAUCUCAGCUUUUAAAGUAUAUAUUCUCUAUGAAUUUAUGGUCACCAGGGGGUGGGGAGGUGGGGAGGGAUAGACUGGGAGUUUCAGAUUGACAUGUACACAUUGUGAUAUUUAGGAUAGAUAGCCAGCAGGGACCUUCUGUAUAGCACAGGAAGCUCUGCUCAAUAUUCUGUAAUAACCUAAAUGGGAAAAGACUUUGAAAAAGAAUAGAAAAAAAAUUUUUUUUAAUAAAUUAUUGUUAUAAAAAAAUAAAGUGUACUGGAAUAGGAAGUGCUAAAAAAGAUAAAGUAUAUAUUCUCAUGUAGAGAAGAUGAACAAAGCUCAUAAAAUAUUUUUAUGUAUAAUUUCAUUUCAUUCCAUAUUUGGUUUGACUAAUUUGUCAUCCUAAGAAUCAAUAAGAAAACCACAGUCUCAAGUGUAUAUAGCUAUAAUUUUGAGUUUAUAUUAAAAAAAGUAUUUUGCUUUUAUAGGAAUCAUUCAUUACAUGCUCACUAGACUGACUUUCCCAAUUGCCUGAAUUACCAAGAGAGGGGACCAGCUUCUAUCUUACCUCCUCUGAAUAGAUCUGAAAAGGAAUCUAGUUUUCCUGUUUGAAUUUAUAUGCUGUAAGCCUGAUAUGCAAAUCCUUAUUAUAUUGACAGUUAAUUUUGUGCAUAAGUUACAUUAAAUUGUGUACAUAAAUGGUUUAGAA